This is a messenger RNA of Lactuca saligna, 534 nucleotides long. The record is from the annotation of a GenBank genome assembly. NCBI's taxonomy places the organism in Eukaryota, Viridiplantae, Streptophyta, Magnoliopsida, Asterales, Asteraceae.
AUGAAUCAAAACACCAACACCAAACUCAAUAAAUUCAUUUGUAGCAAAUGUUAUUGUGAUGAUCAAAAGCUGAUUCACAAUAUCUUUUAUCGAAGCCAAUACCAAAGGUUAUGCACAUCAUGUGUUCUUUUUACAUGCAAAGAGUUUUUUUGCCCCACCUGUUUUGGUGUCCAUGGUUUGAUUACACAGGGAACACUCAUCACCUGUCGAAGAUGUAAUUCUAAAUCUCAUCCCCUCUACUUCUCCUCUAACCCUAGUCCCCCAGGAGGACCUCCGAUGUGUGCAUCUUGUGUGAACCCUGAGAAACUGAUUUUUAACCCUAAGGGGUUGAGAAUGAAAGGGGUUGAUCGGGUUGUGAAGCUGAUUGGUGACAAGGCGAUUGUUUUGUUCUUGACAGCAGCAAAGGUAGGGGGUCUUUUGAUGUGUGGGGUAAGUGAGGAAUUAGACUAUGAUGGUGGGAUGCUAGUAACAGAAACUGUUAUCGAACAUAAAAAAGCAAUAUUGGGGGGUGAUUCGUGCUAUGAGAGAUCAUGA